Molecule: messenger RNA, 873 nt
Organism: Sphenostylis stenocarpa
Lineage: Eukaryota; Viridiplantae; Streptophyta; Magnoliopsida; Fabales; Fabaceae
Source: the annotation of a GenBank genome assembly
AUGAAGCAGAAUUCGGUUAAGGCAUCAAAGUCCAAAGCUUCACCCACCACAGGCAAAACCAAAUCAAUGGAACAUGCGGAACUCUCCUUGGACGCGCCAAUUUGUGAAGCUUCCCCAUUCUCCAUUCCAGAACCUGUGCUUUCCUUCAUUUGCAUAUGUGUAUCAGCUAUGGGUGAGUUCUUUUCGUUGCUUUUAAUUGUAGCUGGAAUUCUCAUAGAUUUAUUAUUUAGUUCCAUUUCGCCACGGAAAACCAAGGAAAUAUCAAACGGUAAGGGCAAGGGAAAAGAAACCGAUGUUUGCCGCAGGAAAAGAAAUAGUAGUUCCAGUGGGAGUGAUAAAGUGACACGCAAAUCAAACAAGAUGGUAAGAGGGAGCAAAGGAACCACUAACCCUAACCAACAUCACAACUACAAAGGGGAUCACAGCUUCGAUACUUCCCCCAAUAAUCCCUGCGAAACUGCCAAUUUUGGUGACCAUGGCCAUGGAACUUAUGACAGCUUUAACAACUUUGGCGAUGGGGAACAAAAUUACAGCCAUUGUAGGGUGAAUGGUCUUAGAACUAAAAAUUCCUAUAAUAACUACGCAUCGGGCAUACAAGCUUUCAGGCAUGCAAACAUUUACACUUCUAAAACUGAAGAUGCCUUUAACAACAGCAGCUUAGGCUCACAAACUUACAGGCGUGGAACGAUUGACAAUCGAGACGACUCUAACGAACUCAACGACAGGGACAACGGUUCUGCAAUUCGUCACAGCUACAACAACAAGGGAAAGAACGGAACGCAAAACUUGGACCGUUUCAUCAUUUACCGGGGGAAAGCAAUGAAUGAACACCAAAGUGGUAAUGAGCAUCCAAGAAAGAGAGAAAAAGAAUAG